AUGACAGAUGAAGGGUCGUUGCAAUUUGUUGCACUUUUUGGACGCCAGUGCAACUUCACCUUCCUCUGGCCCUUCACUCCCAGUAUGCCGAAACGAAAGCGCACCUUUGAGGAGCUCCUCAAUGACACCUGCGGCGCUUGUCAUCAGCCUUUCAAGACGACGCAGGGCCUCUGCGCCCACCAGAGCAUGAGCAAAAAAUGCUCCUGGUACAAGAAAGGAAAAUUGAAAGCGUUGUUCGCAGUCGAAGAUGAGAGGUUAGACGACGACGUAGUGGUUGAGGAUACAAGGACAGUCGGAACGUCAAGUCCACGGGACAACGAUGGCCAUCCUCGGCACCCCCCAGACUAUUCACAUGAAGAGGAUGAAGAGGAUGAUGGCAAUGGCGAAGGAGAGGACGAUGAACUGGACUCACUGUUCGAUUUUAUUGAGGUCUGUGCGCCUUCGAAGCGGCCUGUUGAUCCAGGAGGAAAUGCAGAUGCACCCGGGCCGUCGACUGCAGGGCCUUCGACCGCAUCGACUCCGAAUGCAAGACGUACGGCGCUCUCUCUGGACGACGAUGACGAUGAGCGAGUAGUGGAUGAAGAUGAAGAGGCAGGCGUGGUAACUCAAGUCGAUUCACAAGUACGUAGGAAAUGGCUAGAGGGCAGGGAGGAUGGACGAUCAGACGGAAGUGCGGACGCCGACGCAGAAGAAGAGGGCGCGGAUGACGCAGAGGAACAGACGAAGAAUCCAUGGGCGCCAUUCGAGUCUGAGAUGGACUGGCGAUUCGCCUCAUGGGCUAUCCAGGCACAUAAUGGGGUCAAACUAUCGGACUCGGAGUAA
This is a messenger RNA of Fomitopsis serialis, 822 nucleotides long. RefSeq lists its product as uncharacterized. The record is from RefSeq and is a predicted model, not a curated record. The transcript is spliced from 5 exons. The coding region runs from base 1 to 822 and encodes 273 amino acids. Lineage: Eukaryota; Fungi; Basidiomycota; Agaricomycetes; Polyporales; Fomitopsidaceae.